AGAAGACUUCUUACAAUUUAUCGAAAUUCAAAAUUGUUAAGAAAAGGAUUAUCUGAUGUUAUAUUGAAAAGUAUAACUGACUUCGGACUAAAUACUAAAUAUUUAACUGCGCAAGGGUACGACGGAGCUGCAGCAAUGAGUGGCAGAUAUAAUGGCGUACAACAAUUUAUUCGCGAUGAACAUCCUAGUGCCUUUUAUUUACAUUGCAGUGUCCAUUGUUUAAAUUUAGCAAUAACUUUUAGCUGUAAAGUCCCAGAAGCAAAGUAUUUAUUAUCAAUAGAAGAAAUAUUUCCACAGACUAAUCGUUUUAAACUAAAAAAUGUAUGUGCAACUCGAUGGGUCGAUCGCCAUGAUGCAGUUAUAUUAUUUGAAGAACUUCAACCAGCCAUUUUACAUGCACUAGAUAAAAUAACACUUUGGCCAGAUUCUGACACUUCUAGUUCUGCAAUGAAAAUACUUUCCAUAAGUUUUCCUCUCAGCCGAUAUCUUCAAACAGUAAAUCUUGAUCUAAAAACUGCACUAGAAGCUGCAUCUAAUGUUCAAAAUACUAUUCAGGAAAUUAGAGAAAAUUGUGAUGUAGUGUUUCAACAAUUAUUUUUAUCUGUGAUAACAUUGUGUGAAAAAUUUGAUAUUACUGUUAGUUUGCCACGUCAAUGUAAAUCAGAUAAUCCAGAAUAUUUUUUGAGAGUCUCAGAAUUCAUACCUUUUAUAGAUAAUUUUUUAGACCAAUUGAACGAUAGAUUUAUAUCACACAGGAUUGUCUUGAAUAAUUUUGAUUGUAUUUUACCCAAGAUAGAUAUGAAAAUAUCUGAAGAGAUUAAAGGUAAAUUCAAACAAUUAGUAGAAACAUAUCAAGAUAUAGUUGAUGAAUGUACCGAUUCAAAUCUAAACGAUAAUUUAUUAAACGGAGAAUUAGAUUUGUGGUACACUAAAUAUUCAACUUUAACAUCUGCUGAACUCAAGAACAAAAAUGUUAUGGAAGUAUACUUCCAAACCUGUCCAGAGGUUUAUCCAAUAAUAUCUAAGCUUCCUCAAAUAUUUAUUACACAGUAUCUACUGCCACAGGAGAACGAUCGUUUUCAACACUCCGUCGUUUGA
Molecule: messenger RNA, 1098 nt
Organism: Myzus persicae (green peach aphid)
Lineage: Eukaryota; Metazoa; Arthropoda; Insecta; Hemiptera; Aphididae
Product: 52 kDa repressor of the inhibitor of the protein kinase-like
Exons: 3
Source: RefSeq, a predicted model, not a curated record